Echinops telfairi (small Madagascar hedgehog) is the source of this 690-nucleotide messenger RNA. Its product is annotated as histone H1.4. Gene Ontology annotation, molecular function: structural constituent of chromatin; DNA binding. The coding region runs from base 1 to 657 and encodes 218 amino acids. NCBI's taxonomy places the organism in Eukaryota, Metazoa, Chordata, Mammalia, Afrosoricida, Tenrecidae. Gene Ontology annotation, biological process: nucleosome assembly. Gene Ontology annotation, cellular component: nucleosome. The record is from RefSeq and is a predicted model, not a curated record. The transcript has a single exon.
AUGUCCGAGACUGCGCCCGCCGCCCCUGCCGCUCCGGCCCCAGCCGAGAAGACGCCGGUCAAGAAGAAGGCCCGUAAGUCUGCAGGUGCCGCCAAGCGCAAGGCAUCCGGCCCCCCGGUGUCCGAGCUCAUCACCCGGGCAGUGGGUGCCUCCAAGGAGCGCAGCGGCGUGUCCCUGGCCGCGCUCAAGAAGGCGCUGGCGGCCGCCGGCUACGACGUGGAGAAGAACAACAGCCGCAUCAAGCUGGGCCUCAAGAGCCUGGUGAACAAGGGCAUCCUGGUGCAGACCAAGGGCACCGGCGCCUCGGGCUCCUUCAAGCUCAACAAGAAGGCCGGCUCCGGGGAAGUCAAGCCCAAAGCCAAGAAGACAGGCGCGGCCAAGGCCAAGAAGCCUGCGGGCGCAAAGAAGGCCAAGAAGGCGGCCGGGACAGCCACCCCGAAAAAGAGCGCCAAGAAGACCCCCAAGAAAGCAAAGAAGCCAGCUGCGGCUGCGGGAGCCAAAAAAGCCAAAAGCCCCAAAAAGGCUAAGGCAGCCAGGCCCAAGAAGGUGCCCAAGAGUCCAGCCAAGGCCAAAGCGGUAAAACCUAAGGCGGCUAAGCCAAAGACCGCCAAGCCCAAGGCAGCUAAGCCAAAGAAGGCAGCAGCCAAGAAGAAAUAGAAAGUCGCUUUGGCCAAUUGUUACAGGCUUCCU